Molecule: messenger RNA, 1107 nt
Organism: Eufriesea mexicana
Lineage: Eukaryota; Metazoa; Arthropoda; Insecta; Hymenoptera; Apidae
Product: ester hydrolase C11orf54 homolog
Exons: 7
Coding region: 106-1062 (318 amino acids)
Cellular component (GO): nucleus
Molecular function (GO): zinc ion binding; hydrolase activity, acting on ester bonds
Source: RefSeq, a predicted model, not a curated record
UACAUGAUUAGAUAAAACAAGCUACUCCUGGCGAAGUACAUUUAAGAUUCUAUCAAUUCUUUUACUUCUUCUGAAUAAUACAAUUCUUAUUUAAAGUUAACAAUUAUGACUACUUUGGAUAUCAAUCAACUUACCAUAGUAAAAAAAAAUCUAUAUGUUCCUUCACUUGAUGAAAUAAAAGAUGUAUUAAAAGAAGGAUUGGUUAAAAAUUUUCUGGAUGUUGAAGUUGAAGUUGUUGAUUGUCCAGAUUUAACACAAGAACCUUUCACACUUGCUGCCCCAGGAUUAUGUGGUAAUCCAACAUUAUUAGAAAUUGGUGGUCCAUCAUAUCUUCUUCCUACUGUACAAAAAAACAAAUUAUAUGAUGUCCAACAACUUUUAAAUCACUUACAGUAUAAGACAGACUCCUUUGUUAUUGGAGCUGGAGCUGGCCCAUGGCCAUACAUAAAUUCCAAUUGUGAACUUAUAAUGAACAUGACUUUCUCACCUAAUGUACAAAAUGGAACUCGUAUUUCAUCUGUCAGUAAAGCAAAUGGAAAAUGUGUACUUCAAAAUUUACCUAACAGUGAAACAAGAUUUGCUUUAUUAGCUAAUUUAUUUGUUACUGAAGGAAAACCUGGCAAAGUCUUAAAAGUGCAUGUUAAAAAGCGUACUGGAAAUAAUGAUUUUAUUGCAUCUAUGCAGAAAGCAAUUGCACAGCAUUAUCAAAAUAAUCUUGUUGGAUUAGGAGGAACAUUUCUGAUAAAAGAUGGGAAAGUUAAACAGCAUGUUAUGCCAGACUUUUCAGUAACACCAUUAAAUACUGAAGCACAACUUAAUAAGUGGUUACACUUUUAUAACAUGUCAACACCUCUAAUAGCUGUUGGUACAUUUGUCAGUUCUGAAAGUGAUCUAGAUCUUCGGGUUCAACAUUUUCACAGCUUUUCUCAUCAUGGAGAAGGUGGUCAUUAUCAUAUUGAUACAACUCCAGAAACUAUAGAAUAUCUGGGAUAUUUCAACUUAGGCACUACACUUUACCGUGUAGAUAAACCACUAACUGGAGUACAGUUUGGGAAAGACUAAAAUUUGUUAUAUAAUUGUAUAUACAUUUUAUACUAUUCAAAUAAA